CCACCUCCUCCUUACUACUCAAACCAAACCAGAACCAACCAACACCAUGUCCUGCUGUGGCUCUGUCUCCUCCAGCUGCGGCCAGCCCUGCUGCCCACCCAGGUGCUGCCUGCCAGUCUCUUUCCAAACCACUGUGUGCCGCCCAGUGAGCUGCGUGCCCAGGUGCAAUCGCCCUAUCUGUGACACCUGCUGCCGCCCUCCCUGCUGUGACCCCUGCAGUGUGCAGCAGGGCUGCUGCCGCCCCAUCUCCUGCUGCCCCACCUCCUGCACAGCUGUGGUCUGCAGACCCUGCUGCUGGGCUUCCACCAGCUGCCAGCCCAUUUCUGUGCAGUCUCCUUGCUGCCGACCCCCCUGCUGCCAGCCAGCCCCCUGCCGCACCACCUGCCGCUCCACCUGCUGCCCCACCUUCUGCUAAGCCUCACCAGCUACUAACAAAAAGCAACCUUUUUUUUUCCUACAAGUACACCACCACCCUCCACCAUGAGGCACAGCAUGUGGUUUCUUGCGAAGCAGCUCAUCUAUGGAUCAUCUCACAAGAACUAAUCCAAUUAUAGAUGAAAUACUUCUUUUUUUUUCUUUUUUCAAACUAUAACAAAUGUCUGCCAAUUGGAGAUCUGGGUGGAGAGAUUGUGAAAGAAAUCACUAACGUUUUUCAUGAUGUUUAUUGGUGUUGAAUUAGGAAAUCCAUCUUUUUUAAUCAGAACGAAGAGUUCUUCUUCACCCUAAUAGACUUGAUUACUUCAUCAACUGAGUGAUGCUCAUUGACCUGCCCCGCCUAUCCUCAUAACAGCACAUCUCUUAGAUUAUACUGUCUCUCUGUUCUCCAAUAAACUUGUGAUUUCCAGCAUAGAAA
Molecule: messenger RNA, 853 nt
Organism: Vombatus ursinus (common wombat)
Lineage: Eukaryota; Metazoa; Chordata; Mammalia; Diprotodontia; Vombatidae
Product: keratin-associated protein 2-4-like
Exons: 1
Coding region: 47-415 (122 amino acids)
Cellular component (GO): keratin filament
Source: RefSeq, a predicted model, not a curated record